Molecule: messenger RNA, 2282 nt
Organism: Orbicella faveolata
Lineage: Eukaryota; Metazoa; Cnidaria; Anthozoa; Scleractinia; Merulinidae
Product: S-adenosylmethionine decarboxylase proenzyme-like
Biological process (GO): spermidine biosynthetic process; spermine biosynthetic process
Cellular component (GO): cytosol
Molecular function (GO): adenosylmethionine decarboxylase activity
Source: RefSeq, a predicted model, not a curated record
CCCUGUUAUCACCUCGUGGUUCUCGUUGUAACUGAUGAUUCAAUGAGUUAAUUUUCAUUGAGCCUGUCUAAGCCUGAUUUAUUUCACGGAGAAGGGAAUUUCUUGUGUUUGUUUGGUUCUUUAGCCCUUAUUCGAAUUUCUAAUAUUUCAGCUGUUUAUGCCUGAUAGCUUAAGUCAUCUGUCGCAUGUAUUCGGGAAAUGGAAAGCGCGGGAUUUUUCGAGGGACCCGAAAAGCUCAUGGAAGUGUGGUGGACACCGAUUUUGGGAGCUGACAGUGGUCGCGAGCUCGAGUUAUCAGGGGAUUUGAGGACAAUUCCGAGGGAGAAGUGGUCAGAGCUUUUGAUGCUGGUGAACUGUACAAUUAUCAGUGAAAAGAGGAAUGAUGAUAUGAUUGCAUUCCUUCUGAGUGAGAGCAGCAUGUUUGUGUCCCGAGAACGUCUUAUCCUGAAGACUUGCGGCCAAACAACACUCUUACAUUGCAUCAAGCCACUGUUGGAGUUGGCUAAAGUGGAGUGUGGAUUGACAGAGGUGCAGGAUUUCUUCUACUCACGUAUGAAUUACCAAGAGCCCAGCCUUCAACCCGUGCCUCAUCAAACAUUCCAACAAGAGGUUAAGUGGCUGGAUCAGUUAUUUUCAGAUGGAGCAUGUUAUGCUCUUGGAAGAUUGAAUGGUUCUGACACCUGGUAUCUGUAUACCCUUCACAACAUUCUGCCAGGAGUUACUCAGCCAGACCAGACAUUGGAGAUUUUGAUGCUCGAUCUUGAUAGAGAAGUCAUGAACAAGUUCUACAAGACAACAUCUUCUGAUGCAGAUGAAGUGACUCAAGUUACAGGUAUUAGUGGCUUUCUUCCUGGUGCAGUGAUUGAUGCUGCUUUGUUUGAUCCCUGUGGCUAUUCAGCUAAUGGCCUUCUUGAUAUGUUGGCAUUAAAGAACAACAAUGUUGCUGCUCCAGAGUGGUUCCCUGACUCAAAACACCUCCGGGACAGUUACUUCAGUAUUCACAUAACACCUCAGGAAGAAUGCUCAUAUGUCAGUUUUGAAACAAAUGUUAAAGUGACCUGUUAUAAAGAACUGAUUAGCAAGGUCCUUGAUGCUUUCAAGCCAGGAAGAUUCUUCAUGACUUUGUUUGCUAAUGAGGGUGCACCAUGUGGUUUUUCUUACAAGACCUUCCAAGAAGGGUCCAUUCCUGGCUACAAACGGAAUGAUCUUCAGUUGUCACAGAUGAAGAUGUACAACCUAACAUAUGGCCAUUAUGAAAAAAUUAAAGAGAGCAAGAUUAGCUAGCAACCUAGAGCUGAGGUGUUAAAAGUCAAAUGAUUUUCCGGCAUGUGUGUUAUUUAUAGUGUUAAUAAUGGUGUUUAGUUCAAUACGCCUUUAUCAUUGGUAUCACAGUUGGUGUAUAACAAGAUUGUAUUUAAUGCAGUAAGGGACUUAGUUUUUCGCUUUUCAAAAUUUUUAUAAUACUUUUAAAAUUGCAAAAUACAUAUUAAAUUUGUGAAAAUUUCACCCAAUCUGGUUGUCUUCAGAAACUGUUUUUUUGUGACUGUAAUUUUGACAAUCUGAGUAGUAGUCAGUGAAAAACAGACUAUUGCUGGAUGAAUACCAGAGAUAUUUAUUUAGUCUAUAAAAUACUACAAAGUUGUGCUAAGGUUCAAUCCAUCUGUAGUCACAUUUGGUCUGUUUCUACUCUAGAUCAAAGAUGAGUCCAUAGUUUGUCUAUUUUGUUGACUGAGGUCAUUAUGGAUACCGUACCCAAUUUCUAAUGUGUGGCAAUUUGUUUGCCCUUGUCAGUUUAGGAAUGUCUGUUCUUAUUUCCAAAAGUAUAAGUCGCACCUAGCAAUGCGGUCAAUACAAUAAGCAGUUAGUUCAAGUCAAUUUGUGUCAGCAGUGUUCAGUAAUGCAAUUGCUGAUAUCACCUGUAGCUCAUACUGUUCAGUACAUCUCUAACUACUUGUCACUGUAAGUUACUCUCAUUUAGACACAGCUUGCACUUUUUGAUACAUACAUGUAGUCAAGCAUAAUAGCUACAAUAACGUUUACAUUCAUAUUACUGAAUAACAACUGCAUGGAGAAAGAAGCAGUAAUGUAAACAGAGAUAGUUAAUGGAGCUUGCAAGCUUUGUUUUUCCCCUAUUAAUUUAAUCUUUCAAUAUUUAAGAGGUCUAUACUAGUUUUACUACUGUAUGUGUGCAUUCAUCCUAAGUAUGAGCUAACUUCACUGAUCAUCCUAGCUGUAUAAAAUAAAAUCACAUCAGUGAGCAAUAAAGAUUAUCAUCAAUAUCA